Haemonchus placei is the source of this 645-nucleotide messenger RNA. The record is from the annotation of a GenBank genome assembly. Lineage: Eukaryota; Metazoa; Nematoda; Chromadorea; Rhabditida; Trichostrongylidae.
AUGAAGAGUAACUGUUCAAUAAGGGCAAGAUCGCAAAAGCCACGAUAUGAGGAGGUUCAACAGCAACGUCGCCUUUCGCGUGAAAGCGAAGCCGUCAGGACACGAAGAUGUGGAGAAGAACAGCAAGGAGUCCGUCGGGAAAGAGCUGUUGAGAGGGCAAGAAUGCCAAGAGGGCAAGAAAGUGAAGAGCAGCGGAGAGCACCCCUGUCUGCAGACUCUCAGAGAGCUAGAAUGCGAAGGCAUUAGGGAGGGGAAGAACAGCGAAUAGCACACUUGGAAGCAGCCGCUGAGAAAACUCUCAGAGAGCUAGAAUGCAAAGGAAACAGGAAGGAGAAGAACAGCGAAGAGCAGACUUGUAAACAGCCGCUGAGAGAGCAAGGGUGCAAAGAGAGCAAGAAAGCGAAGAGCAGCGGAGAGCACGGCAGUCUCAGGAAGCGGAACGAAGGAGAUUUCGGAGAUAACAGAGAGUAUACGAAUAUGGAGGUGAACGGCUACUAUGAUUAUCGGCGACCAAACGAUAACAGGAUCGUCGAGUACGGCAACACAACACUGGACAAUAGGUCUGUAGUUCCGUAUAAUAGGUACUUAGCACUGCGCUAUGGCGGACAUUGGAAUGUCGAGAUCUGUGCUAUGAUUCACGACUGA